AUGGCAGAUCAAGGUGUUUUUCUGAACAAAAGUUGGGGUUUUGGUGGGAGAGCGAUGGAGGACAAAGAGUUUGAUGAAGAAGAUGUGUGGAGUGUAAACAAUGAGAGGGUUGAGUCUGGUCCCAAAACAACAAGGGCAUGCAAGGAAUCUUCUGGUUCUUCCUCUGCAUGGCGCCUACCAUCUGCUCCAAGGAAGAUUCCAAGGGCUAAUACUGCUUCUGAUGCUUCAUUGGUUCAAGGGUCUUCAGCUCCUAUGGACAUCCCUGACUGGUCAAAAAUUUAUGGGAAGAAUUGCAAGAAGGGAUCAAGGGAUGAUGGAGUAUGCAACAAGGGUGAUGAUGAGGAUGAUGACAUGGUUCCUCCACAUGAAUGGAUUGCUAGGAAGCUUGCAAGGAGCCAGAUUUCAUCUUUUUCUGUAUGUGAAGGGAUGGGAAGGACACUCAAGGGGAGAGAUCUUAGCAAAGUGAGGAAUGCUAUUCUCACCAAAACUGGCUUCAUUGAGUAG
Molecule: messenger RNA, 504 nt
Organism: Abrus precatorius (Indian licorice)
Lineage: Eukaryota; Viridiplantae; Streptophyta; Magnoliopsida; Fabales; Fabaceae
Exons: 1
Coding region: 1-504 (167 amino acids)
Source: RefSeq, a predicted model, not a curated record